This is a messenger RNA of Lachancea meyersii CBS 8951, 918 nucleotides long. The record is from the annotation of a GenBank genome assembly. Lineage: Eukaryota; Fungi; Ascomycota; Saccharomycetes; Saccharomycetales; Saccharomycetaceae.
AUGGCAAAAGAUAUUGAAAUAUCAACUUCAGAGUCCAAGUUUCUGAUAGAGGCUCUCAGGCAGGGAUUGCGCCCAGAUUUGAGAAAAUUCGAAGAAAUUCGAGAUGUGGGCAUCACCUUUGGCAAAGACUACGGAGAUGUGACGGUUACGAUGGGUAAAACCAAGGUGCACUGUCGCAUCAGCUGCAGCAUUGCCCAGCCAUACGAGGAUCGUCCUUUUGAAGGUCUCUUCUAUAUUUCCACGGAAACUUCGCCCAUGGCAGGCGCACAAUUCGAGAACGGCAACAACACCGGUGAGGAUGAGGUUUUGUGCUCGAGAAUCAUUGAAAAAGCAGUUAGAAGAUCUGGAGCACUAGAUGUGGAAGGACUGUGUAUUGUGGCAGGCAGCAAGUGCUGGGCUGUCAGAGCAGACGUCCACUUUUUGGACUGCGACGGUGGGUUUAUAGACGUCAGCUGCAUAGCUGUCAUGUGCGGUCUAUUGCAUUUCCGGAAGCCUGACGUGACAGUUUCUGGAGAACAGGUAACAAUUCAUCCGGUAGAGGAGCGGGAACCGGUGCCUCUGGGCGUCUUGCACAUACCCAUCUGUGUGACAUUCUCGUUUUUCAAUCCGGAGGACGCAGAGGAAAACAUCAAGGGAGAGUCCAACAACGAGAUAUGUCUGAUAGACGCCACGCUCAAGGAGGAAUUGCUGAGAGACGGGACGCUUACCGUUACUUUGAACAAGAAUCGUGAAGUUGUGCAGGUCUCGAAGGCAGGCGGGCUACCCAUGGACGCUUUGACACUGAUGGACUGCUGUCAUAAGGCAUUCAAGAUCACCGAGAAACUGACUGACAAGAUCACCGAAGUGUUGAAAAAAGACAUCGAGUCGAGAAACCAGCACUCUGCUAUGCUCAGCUCCGAGAACGCCAGAGUUUCCUAA